Talaromyces marneffei is the source of this 1785-nucleotide messenger RNA. RefSeq lists its product as uncharacterized. The record is from RefSeq and is a predicted model, not a curated record. Gene Ontology annotation, molecular function: mRNA binding. Gene Ontology annotation, cellular component: cytoplasm; nucleus. The transcript is spliced from 3 exons. Lineage: Eukaryota; Fungi; Ascomycota; Eurotiomycetes; Eurotiales; Trichocomaceae. The coding region runs from base 1 to 1785 and encodes 594 amino acids.
AUGUAUCACGACAACUCUUCAUCGCGAUCGCCUGGAUCGCAACGCCAUCCACAAACACUCCACAGGCAGCCAUCACGCCAGUUUGACGCGUACGGUCCGAUGCCCACGAAUCCUUAUGAUGAUCCGCUAGCGAGAUAUGACACCUCUCGGCUUGAUCGACUCAAUCCGCUACACGGUAGCACAAAUUACGCUUAUGAACUUUCCGGCUCGCAAACCUGGAAUCCCAACGGAUUUGCCGGUGGACAUUCUCUUGCUGGACUCGGCUCCGCCACCGGUAGAAUGAAGCCUUCACGAGGCAGGACUGGACUCCCAACACCUUGGCUCGAUCAACAACCUGGUGUUCCUCCGUCCCUGUCCGGCUUGGCCCCUGGUCCGCUUGCUGGCACCCAAAUGCAAUCUUCUUCCAGCCAGGAUGGUGACGAUGAGUUGAUUCCUACUGCGAUCGUAAUCAAGAAUAUUCCGUUCGCAGUCAAGAAGGAACAGCUUGUGCAAUUAAUGACCGAGAUGAAUCUUCCCCUUCCAUACGCCUUUAAUUACCACUUUGAUAACGGCGUUUUCCGUGGCCUUGCUUUCGCCAACUUUACAUCCGCCGAGGAAACUGCUACCGUGAUUGAUAUGCUCAACCACUUCGAAUUACAGGGUCGCAAACUGCGCGUUGAAUACAAGAAGAUGCUUCCGCUACAAGAACGUGAACGUAUCGAGAGAGAAAAGCGAGAACGUCGUGGACAGCUUGAAGAGCAACACCGACCUAUUGCUGCAUCCCAGUUGCAGACACAGAGCUCCAUGUCUUCAUUGGCCUCGCAUAUCCCCGCUACAUCGCCUUCACCGGUCUCGCAACGCGGGCCAAAGCUUGACGUCGAUUUGAACGAUAGCCAGACCUUGCAAUUCUACUCGCAGAUGCUCUUGUUCAAGGAAGACAUGGGCCGUGAAGCUCUUAUAUUCCCAUCCAACCUCACGCCAGUUCAGCGUCGAACGGUGCACACUCUUGCACAUAACAUGGGCUUGAGUCAUGCGUCGCGUGGCACUGGAGAGCAACGCCAAGUGCAUGUCUUUCGCGCGCCUCCUGGCUCUAACGUCAGCCCGCCCUUGUCCUCGAUUCCUGCAACCGUCCACGCCGCCGAAGCAUCUCGUCGUGGCCUGAACCGCGCUGCGACUAUCGAUUUCAGCGAGUCUCGCAGCGAAGGACCCGGUCCGUUCAGUACCAUUCGUGGACAAACAUCAGGUUUCCUAGGUGUUUUAGAAUCUCCCGGCGGAUUCGGUAACCCACAGAACUUGCGUGCAGCCAAGUCGUUCGCCGACUUGCGCUCCUACACACCGUCUCCCGUACCAUCGUCUGCAAGCUUUCCCGCUACACUUCAGACCAAUGGCGCACGCCUUCAGCAGCAAUAUGAUGGUACUGCCAGUGGAACAUCCAACACUCCUACUCUGACCCCCACGCCAUCUGGUGCCUCCCUUGGCCUUCAGCGAGAUGAUGGACUUCUCGUCAACAGUCUUGGUGGUCUUUCCCUCGGUACGAGUCUCGGCGGUCCCGCUGGUAGUCCAAGGCGCUUGCGCGGAAUGUUUUCUUGGGAGCAGGAUAACCAAGGUGCGCCAGCUGGAGCCAUUGGCAGCAACCGGUCUAUCGGGGUAGGAUUUGACAACCAGUCUCAGGAACGUCUUCCUAUGCGGCAACCUCGAGGACCCGCUCCUGAACGCGGCUCCGGAUUCAGACGCCAAAACGGCCACCAGUCACGCGGUAGCGACGAACUUCGUACGGGAUCUGGUGUGGAGAUUAUUGUUGAGUAA